UUCUCUCCACUAUUACUUUAGUCCUUAGUUGCAACUAGAUCGUAACUCUCAAGUUGAAUACAAGUUCAUAAAAUAGCCACGUAAGUUUCUUUGUCUCUAUAUAAACUGUCACGUAGUUGAUCUCAAAAGUCGAUGGUGUUGGUAAUAAUACAUUGAGUGGGUCAUGGAACGUGAAUACAAAUAUUAUAAAUUUUUUGCGACAUCAUGAACAAAAUUUUAUGAUUUUGUUAACGAGAGGGAAUACAGGAGUUUGACCCAUAGACGCACCGGAGAUAUUCGAGAUUGUGACGAAAAUAACAAAUGGAUUCUUAUAAAAAUCAGUCAAAUCGUAAUACUUUCAAAUUUGAGAAAAUGAUCUAGUAAAAUUUAACAUUUUCCUAUAGGUGAAGAAUAAUAAACAAGAUGAGGAUGAAAGUCAUCGACUUAUUGAUUGUUUUGUUAUGUACAAUAUAUCUUUUUAAUGAUGUUAACUCUUUUGAAGGCCCUAAUGUUUGUACUAGACAAGAAUCGUAUACAGUAACAGUAAAAGUUUCAGAACAAAAACCGUAUACUGAAAGAACAAAAACUUUGUGUUGGAGUUUUCCUCCUACUUGUUCGAAAUAUAAGAUUGUUUUCAAAACUGUUUAUAAAACACAGACAAUAACAAAACAAAGGCCUGUUGAAGAAUGCUGUAAAGGUUACGCACCAACAUACGAAGGAAAUAGAUGUGUUGCAGUGUGUUCAAAACUAUGUUUACACGGAACUUGUGUUGCUCCAGAUGUUUGUAAAUGCGAAUCUGGUUACGGUGGUUCAUCAUGUAAUAUCAAAUGUCCAUUGGGAAAAUGGGGUACGAACUGCUUAGAAGAUUGUAGAUGUGCGAACGAUGCAAGCUGCGAUCCUUACAAUGGCAACUGUACGUGCACACGAGGCUGGAAAGGUAAAUAUUGUGAGGAUCAAUGUCCACCAGAUAGAUAUGGUCAAAAUUGUGAUGAAGAAUGUCGAUGCUUAAAUGGUGGAAGUUGUCAACACAUAUCCGGGGAAUGUCACUGUGCGCCUGGAUAUACUGGACCAUUAUGCGAUGAUCUUUGUCCACCCGGAAAACAUGGCGAUGAAUGUAAAUCAGAAUGCCGUUGUCAAAAUAAAGGUGCCUGCAGUCCAACAACUGGAAAAUGUUUUUGUACCCCGGGAUGGAUGGGAUCUGUAUGUGCCAAUCGUUGUCCAGAAGGAUACUGGGGUCAAAAUUGUAGUGAACCCUGUGAAUGUUACAAUGGCGCAGGAUGUAAUCAUAUUACAGGAGAGUGUAUCUGCAAACCUGGAUAUCAAGGAGAUAAGUGUUUAAAAAAUUGUCCAAAAGGGAAAUAUGGUUUUAAUUGUUAUAAUAAUUGCACUUGUGAAAAUGGAGCAUCUUGUUCAACUGUCGAUGGUUCGUGUACAUGUGAUGCAGGUUGGAUCGGUGAUAGAUGUAAUAAGCGCAUAUGUAAAGAUGGAUUUUACGGGCCAGAAUGUUCUAAGGUUUGCGAAUGUGAUAUAACGAAUACAGAGUUAUGUCAUCCAUGGACUGGGGAGUGUAUGUGUAAGAUGGGUUGGGCCGGUAAAACAUGCUCACGUACCUGUCCAAUUUACACUUACGGUCAGGAUUGUCAAAAUCGAUGUAAGUGUAAAAAUAAUGCUCAAUGCUCGCCAAUUGAUGGCAGUUGUAUCUGUGCUGCUGGUUAUCGAGGUAAAUAUUGUCACGAAGUUUGUCCAUCUAAUACAUUUGGUGAAGAUUGUGCUCAACGCUGUGUUUGCCUUAAUGGUGGUGUUUGUUCUUCAGAGGAUGGACAUUGCAAUUGUAGCGCAGGUUGGGAGGGCGUACAAUGUGAACGCCCAUGUGCAGUGGGAUUUUAUGGAGCUGGUUGUAAUGAAAAAUGCAAAUGUCUUAAUAAAGCUGCUUGUCAUCCCCAAAAUGGAGCAUGUACUUGUCCACCGGGAUAUGUAGGUAAUCUGUGCCAGAACCGUUGUAAUAAUUCAUUUUUCGGAAAUAAUUGCUUACAAGUUUGUGAUUGUGACGAUAAUAAUACUAAUGAUUGUGAUCCUGUUACUGGUCAUUGUAACUGUAAACCGGAAUGGCGUGGAAUUCGUUGUGAAACGCAAUGUCCGACUGGUUUGUACGGCGAGAACUGUCACAAUGAAUGCAACUGCAAAAAUAACAGUUCCUGUGAUCCAGUUAGUGGACUUUGCGUAUGCUCAAGAGGUUGGGAAGGAACAGACUGUUCACAACCCUGCAAAAAGGGUUGGUAUGGUAUGCGUUGCAAAGAGCAAUGUCCUGAUAUGAUGCAUGGUAACAUGACAUGUGACCAUGUAACUGGCGAAUAUAUUUGUAGACCAGGCUAUGUAGGAAUAACCUGUGAACAUCCUUGCCCGGAUAAUUUUUAUGGACGUGGGUGUGCGCAGCGCUGUGAUUGCAAAAAUGGUGCUGAAUGUCACCACGUGAAUGGUAUAUGCCAAUGUUUACCAGGUUGGCAGGGUAAACAUUGUCAAAGCCGUUGCCCUGAAGGCACUUUCGGUGUCAAUUGCACUCAACAUUGCAAAUGCCUUAAUGGAGGAAAAUGUCGCGCUAAUGAUGGACUUUGUAGAUGUGCACCCGGCUGGACCGGCACGCACUGUACUGAAAUUUGCCCUGAAGGAUAUUACGGAGAUCAUUGUAUGGAAGCAUGUGAGUGCAUAAAUGACUUUUUUAUAUGUCAUCCUGCAGAAGGUUGCAUUUGCAAACAUGGACAUGGAGGUCCAAAGUGUGAUGAAUUGUUGUUCUCGCAUAAUGUUCAACAGAAAAAUGAAGCUGGUUAUGGCAGUGUUGUAGGUGGUAUUUUUGCUGGAAUUCUAAGCAUAGCAAUUUUUUGUACUGCUUGGAUGUAUCAUAGACGUAGAGUUGCUAAUCUCAAGAUGGAAAUAGCACAAGUACAAUAUACGGCCGAGCCAGUUACACCAAUAGAUCGUAAUCAAUUUGAUAAUCCAGUUUAUUCUUUUCAAGGAAAUGUAAGAGUUGAUGAUGGUACAAAUACUCUUUUGAAUAAUAUACAAAUAAAAAAUAUUUUGAGUAGAAAAAAUAUAAACACUGAAAAAACUAAAUUAGGAUUUACAUAUUGUGCAGAUGAUGAAGAGGAUAAUUGUAAAGAGGGAUGUGGUUUACAGUAUAAUCACUUGGCAUCAUUAAAAAAUAAAGAUGCUGACGUUGGUAAUCCGAAUAUGAAUGUGUAUCAUAGUAUCGAUGAAAUGGACAAUAAAAAAUCAGAACAUCUAUAUGAUGAGAUAAAGCAAAAUAACGGCGAUUUGGAAUAUGAUCACCUUGAUUAUACGAGAGCACAAAGUGAUAGAAAACCACAUUACCAACGUAUGAUUAAUAGCUUUGGCUCUAGUUAUCAAAAGCCAGAAAGCAUACUGAAUAGAGCUUCCACAUCACAGAAUUAUGAUCAUGAGCCAAGCAAUGCAUAAAUAAUACUUUUGCUAUUACAUUUGGUAUUGUACGACCGUCCUUUUUAGUUCAGAUAUGUCAUAAUCAAGAAUCAUUUAUAUAUAUUAAAUCAAUUAUGGUACAUUCAUUCGGUUAAUACUCCUUUAAAGACAAUUAUACAAUUUUUUAUUGCAACACUUCUUUUCUUUAGUAGAGUUCUUACGAAUUACUGUGCCAUUUUUAUAGCUCUCUAAGCAAUAUUGAUUAAAACUCAUUUUUAUUAUAAUACAAUUGUAAAA
Ceratosolen solmsi marchali is the source of this 3708-nucleotide messenger RNA. It is a transcript of the gene drpr, whose product is annotated as multiple EGF like domains draper. NCBI's taxonomy places the organism in Eukaryota, Metazoa, Arthropoda, Insecta, Hymenoptera, Agaonidae. Gene Ontology annotation, molecular function: scavenger receptor activity; protein binding. The transcript is spliced from 17 exons. The record is from RefSeq and is a predicted model, not a curated record. Bases 403 to 3450 code for a protein of 1015 amino acids.